Molecule: messenger RNA, 4071 nt
Organism: Manis pentadactyla (Chinese pangolin)
Lineage: Eukaryota; Metazoa; Chordata; Mammalia; Pholidota; Manidae
Gene: SIDT1
Product: SID1 transmembrane family member 1
Exons: 26
Coding region: 723-3200 (825 amino acids)
Cellular component (GO): membrane
Source: RefSeq, a predicted model, not a curated record
UAUAGCAAGGGAGAGAGCAAUGACGUGAGACUCUCCUUCUGAACAGGAGGUGGUGAGGAAAUAACACAGGUGUCUGGGAAGGGUUUCUGUGAGCGAAGGGAGAAUUGAGAGUUAAUAACCGUCGUUCAGACGGGCAGGAGUUCUCUGCAGGUAGCCGACUGCAGAAGCGAACUGGGCACCCCUCCUUGGGGACAGGCUCUGUUGCUUCCUAUUGCUUCGCUUGCAGCCAGGGUGCACAUUUAUUUGGAAUGGACUGAAUUUCCUGCUCAAUGGCUGAUGGGGCUGACUCUUCCAGACUAGUGGAUAUUCCUUUUUAAUGUCUCCAGUGCCUUUUUAAUUUUUUAUUUACGUAUUUUUGGGAGGCUGAGGGGGAAGCGAUCGGUUGAAAUUCUGGCUGGGUAAGUGGGCGAUUCUCAGAAAUGAGAAAGCGGGAGGGAAACGGAUUUAGAAGCCAGAGAGCAAAGCAGCAGCCCCUGGCCCCGGGAUUCUCCGCACCCCCUGCCCCCGGCCGGUGACCUCCUGGGGAAAACCCCGGCGGCAGCGCAGAUACUCGACCUGCCCUUCGCCAGCGCCUUGCCAGCCCUGCCGGCGGGGCUAGCCAGGCAUCGCCCGCGCUGCGCGGAAACCAGCGCCGGGUCCGCCGGGGGCCUCGGAAGGACCGGCUCUGCGCUCGCCCGCUCCCCGGGGCGGCUGUCCUGGGCGACCGGCGCGCGGCGCGCACCAUGCGGGGCUGCCCGCGGCUCGCGCUCCUCUGCGCGCUGCCCUGGCUCCUGCGGGCGGCGGCGCCCGGCCACCCCGCGCUGCCCCUCGCGCCGCGCCGCGACCCCGCCAGGGGCGCCGACUUCGGUCGCCUCUACAGCGGGGUGGUGAGCCUCAGCACCGAGAACAUCUAUUCCUUCAACUACACCAGCCAGCCCGGCCAGGUGAAUGCCGUGCGGGUGUAUGUGAACAGUUCCUCGGAGAACCUCGACUACCCAGUCCUCGUGGUGGUUCGCCAACAGAAAGAGGUGCUAUCCUGGCAGGUUCCUCUGCUCUUCCAAGGACUGUACCAGAGGAGCUACAGCUACCAGGGAGUGAGCCGCACCUUGUGUCCCUCGGAAGCAACCAAUGAAACAGGACCUCUGGAGCAACCGAUAUUUGUAGAUGUAGCGUCCAUGGCGCCCCUGGGUGCCCAGUACAAACUGCUGGUCACCAAGCUCAAGCACUUCCAGCUGCAGACAAAUGUUGCCUUUCACUUCACUGCCAGCCCCUCUCAACCUCAGUAUUUUCUGUACAAGUUUCCUGAAGAUGUGGACUCAGUUAUCAUUAAAGUCAGGUCUGAAAUGACUUAUCCAUGUUCUGUUGUCUCAGUCCAGAACACCAUGUGUCCAGUAUAUGACCUCGACCACAAUGUAGAAUUUAAUGGUGUCUACCAGUCCAUGACCAGGAAAGCUGCUAUCACCCUACAGAAGAAGGAUUUUCCAGGUGAGCAGUUCUUCGUGGUAUUUGUGAUAAAGCCUGAAGAUUAUGCCUGUGGAGGAUCUUUCUUCAUCCAGGAAAAGGAGAACCAAACCUGGAAUCUACAACGGACAAAGAACCUUAAAGUGACCAUUGUUCCUUCCAUUAAAGAAGCCGUGUAUGUGAAAUCCAUUCUUCUCAGUUUCCUCAUCUUCUUCUCCUUCUACUUGGGAUGCCUGCUUAUUGCACUUGUUCAUUAUAUCAGGUUUCAGAGAAAAUCCAUUGAUGGAAGCUUUGGUUCCAAUGAUGGCUCUGGAAACAUGGCGGCGUCACAGCCCAUCGCUGCCAGCACCCCUGAAGGGAGCAAUUAUGGGGCAAUAGAUGAGUCGAGCUCCAGUCCUGGCAGGCAGAUGUCCUCCUCGGACUGUGGGCAGCCCGGCCAGUCGGACACAGACAGCUCCGUGGACGAGAGCGACUUCGACACCAUGCCAGACAUCGAGAGUGAUAAGAACAUCAUCCGGACCAAGGUGUUCCUUUACCUGUCAGACCUGUCCAGGAAGGACCGGAGAAUUGUCAGCAAAAAAUAUAAAAUUUAUUUUUGGAACAUCAUCACCAUUGCUGUGUUUUAUGCGCUGCCCGUGAUACAGCUGGUCAUCACCUACCAGACAGUGGUAAAUGUCACCGGCAACCAGGACAUCUGCUACUACAACUUCCUGUGUGCUCACCCCUUGGGUGUCCUGAGUGCCUUCAACAACAUUCUCAGUAACCUGGGCCAUGUGCUCCUGGGCUUCCUUUUCCUGCUGAUAGUCUUACACCGGGACAUUCUCCAUCGAAGAGCCCUAGAAGCCAAAGACAUCUUUGCUAUGGAGUAUGGGAUUCCCAAACACUUUGGUCUCUUCUAUGCCAUGGGCAUCGCAUUGAUCAUGGAAGGAGUGCUCAGUGCCUGCUACCACGUCUGCCCAAAUUACUCCAACUUCCAGUUUGACACCUCCUUCAUGUACAUGAUCGCGGGCCUCUGCAUGCUGAAGCUCUAUCAGACGCGCCACCCUGACAUCAACGCCAGCGCCUAUGCUGCCUACGCGUCCUUCGCCGUGGUCAUCACGCUCACCGUCCUCGGAGUGGUGUUUGGAAAGAAUGAUGUGUGGUUCUGGCUCAUCUUCUCUGCUGUCCAUGUUCUGGCCUCCCUGGCCCUCAGCACCCAGAUCUACUACAUGGGUCGCUUCAAAAUAGAUGUGUCUGACACAGAUCUGGGGAUCUUCCGGCGUGCCACCGCGGUGCUCUACACGGACUGCAUCCGGCAGUGCAGCCGGCCUCUGUACGUGGACAGAAUGGUGUUGCUCAUCCUGGGGAACCUGGUUAACUGGUCCUUUGCCCUCUUUGGACUGAUCUAUCGACCCCGGGACUUUGCUUCCUACAUGCUGGGCAUCUUCAUCUGCAACCUGCUGCUCUACCUGGCCUUUUACAUCAUCAUGAAGCUUCGGAGCUCUGAGAAGGUUCUUCCCAUCCCGCUCUUCUGCAUCGUGGCCACUGCUGUGGUGUGGGCUGCCGCCCUGUAUUUUUUCUUCCAGAAUCUCAGCAGCUGGGAGGGGACCCCAGCCGAAUCCCGAGAGAAGAACCGGGAGUGUAUCCUGCUCCAUUUCUUUGAUGAUCAUGACAUCUGGCACUUCCUCUCUGCCACUGCCCUCUUUUUCUCAUUCUUGGUUUUGUUGACCCUGGAUGAUGACCUGGAUGUGGUUCGGAGGGACCAGAUCCCCGUUUUCUGAGGCUCCAACUCAGACCGGGAGAGGUAGAGAUCUAUCUUGGUGCUGUUUCAUGAAAAAUACCGGGACUGCCGCAAAGUCACCACUGCCAACUGUUCCACUCACCCGCUGGCGCGAGGGCUCUGCUACCUUCACGGGGAAGGAGGAGCUGGAGGGAGGUUCAAACCUGCCAGAGGGAGGCAGAAGGGAAGGCGCGGCCGCGCGCAGAGGCUAGCCGUGAGAGUCGGGAGACACCCAGCCCUUUCUCUUCGCAACUCCGAGCUACACAGGGACAAAAGCUGCCUCCAAGUCAACUUGCUCCUUCGGGGCCCCUCUGAUCCUCGCCUGACGUCCACCGGCAAUGGCAAAUGAGGUUGCACUCUGUCCAGCUGCCUCCAUGCCUAGAAAGGCCAGCAGCUCAGGUUUCCUGUCCAGAAACUUUACGUGGGCCCCUUUGCACCGUGCCAACAUCUAGACAUCCCAAAGCACCAGUCCACUUCCCCAAGGCCCUGGGAUGAGGGAGUUCCUCAGAGUCUAGUAGGGGGGUGGCCUCAAGGCCCCACCCACCUGGGGUAGAUGCUUUAGAAGCACCAGCUAGUCUCCUCCUCGGAAGGAAUGAUGGGUGCUUCCCCCAGGUUCCCUACUCCAUUAGAAGGACCCUGGACUGGGCGUUGUCACACACUCCCCCCAACAGGUAACUGGCUCUGGGAGCAGGCUCGGCGGCUUGCCUCUUCCUUACUGUCUUUGCGUCACUGCUCUGUGUCAAUCCCCUAACUCAGGCUCUGCCUUCUUGGGAAGGCCCUGUUACCCCACAGACCAGCUCCAAGGUGGAAGAGGAAACAGGAAAAACUCUUCUAGCGGCAGGAGGAGCAAAAGAAAUGACCAACAGUGCUAA